Molecule: messenger RNA, 2524 nt
Organism: Annulohypoxylon truncatum
Lineage: Eukaryota; Fungi; Ascomycota; Sordariomycetes; Xylariales; Hypoxylaceae
Product: DnaJ-domain-containing protein
Exons: 1
Coding region: 455-2293 (612 amino acids)
Cellular component (GO): cytoplasm; nucleus
Molecular function (GO): heat shock protein binding
Source: RefSeq, a predicted model, not a curated record
UCAUUCGAUCGACCAUUUUCCGACUGUUAACCGAUGGUCUGGUCUUCAACACGCCCGAGCUUGUUUCUCGAGGUCAAGUCAGUUCUUAAUUGAAUCUGACUUCCAUCUUUUCCAUUCUCUUCCUAUUUAGGUCCCUUGCGAUACAAGCGGCCCAAACCUGUAUUAUUUAUUAUUAUUAUUACUAUUACCAUCACUGUUUUUGUUACUAUCGCAUACAUAACCUACCUUGACCAAAUCUGUCUCUAUCCAUCGCGCGUAAACCAAAUCGGCAUCCGAUCUGCUUCACCGCAGUCUCGUCCCCAUGCAAUAGUUCCCCACUUUCACUCGUCACCGUCUUUUCUGGUCGUCCUAGCGACUGCCUCCAAACAACAAACCUACGAUUUAUCUUCUUAGAACGGUUGCAAAAGCUUCCUUCUCCAAACUCUUACCUCAACAGCAUCAACAGUCAAACAUCAUGUCGUCGCUACCUCCCGACCCCUACAAGGCUCUUGGUGUAUCCAAGGACGCUCAACUAGCAGAGAUUCGAUCCGCCCAUCGGAAGUUGGUCUUGAAAUGCCACCCCGACAAAAUCCAGGACCCUCAGUUGAAGGAGGACAAGCAGCGGGAGUUUCAGCAAGUUCAACAAGCUUAUGAGUUGCUGAGUAACGAAGCCGAGAGAGCUAGGUAUGAUGAAAAAGUUAGGCUGGAAGAGUUGAGAAAAGAGGUUAGAGGCAUGGCCUCGACUACUACCUCAUCACCUCGUAAUUCGAAACGUCACGAAACCAAGUAUUAUGAUGUCCACCACGCCGAGCCGCGGCCUAGCACCUUUGGCACGUCUCCCCACAAUGUCUACGGCCAUACCCCUCCUUCGCGAUCCUGGGAUGAAAAUCUCUAUGGGAGAGGUUUUGAUGAGAAGCCUCGCUCUGCGAGAAAAACCGCGAGCUAUGAGUAUGACAGAGAAAGAACAGAGAGAACUAGGAAAGAUGACGACCGUCGAAGGCGUGAAGACGAUAAGGAAUGGGCGCGGCAACAGGAGAGAGCAAGAGAAAGGGAAAGGGAAGAGCGGCUAAGAGAGCGCGAAGCGAUGAAGGAGAGGGAGAGAGAAAGGGAGAAGGAAGCAGCUAAGAAAGAAAAGGACCGACGCAAAGAGGACCGAAAAGAAGACAAGAAGAAGGCUGACAAAGACCGUCGCAAAGAGUCAGACGACAAGCACCGCCGUCACAAACAACCUCCUUACACGGAACCGUUUCCAGGAGAAGAUGAGGAGGCCGUUUUCACAUCCGCGUCGUCCAAGCCAGAGAAGAAGAAGUCGAGCAGCAGCAAAAAGUAUGAGGAAACUCCAGCAGCGGCGCCGCCAGCACCGACACCGACAACAGACCGCGAGAGAAAGAACUCGGCAAAUCUGGAUAACGCGAUUCGGUACCUGAGUAGAUCAGGUGCUAAACCUCCGGCGCUCAGUCGAGCACAGACAUACCAUGCCGACGGGUUCGCCGGCGUCCGACACGUAGCCCCGAUUGCUGUGCCAACACCGCCACCCGCGGCUGCUGCACCUUUCGCACCCCCUCCUGCGGCUAAUUCUCGAGAUGCGCCGUUAGACGAAGACGUGAAGAGAUCAUCAGGGAGACCUCGCCGCAUGUCUCAUGACACUUCCCGGCCUUCGAAAGAGAAAUCGCACAAGAAAUCGAGUCCAUCUAAGGAAGCCAUCAUCGUGGACUCGCCUGCAUCCGGUGCUCGAAUCGUGCCUUCUUUCACCAAGUCUCACUCUAUUCCCAUAUCAGGACAGUCUGAAUCGCAUCGAAUGCCACCUCUUAGCCGCUCUAGCACGGAGGCCUACUCUCGUCCCCAACCCCCUGGCAUAGAACGCGCGUCCACUUGGAUGCCGGAUUCCGACCUUGGUCGAGAACGCAGUCGCUCGCGCCCUACUCGCAUGUAUACGGAUGAAUCAUCGGAGGAUGAUCGGGAUCGAGAACGUCGACACCGCCGUACUCGACGAACACAAUCUCCAGAGGAUAUUCCGGAGGACGUACCUGUUCAAACUACUCGGUACACUGUCAGCGCAAGUAGGAAAGCUAUUCCGGUUCAAGAAGCCUUCUACUCGGAGGACUCGCCUAGGAUUUCUAAGAAGACGUCUUAUCCGAUGCCCAAUAGCUCUGCGCGUCGAGCGGAUCCUCGAGCGGCCUACUAUGAGCAUGACGACUUGGAGGAUGAGCCGGGGUACUUCCCUGCGGGCGUGAAGUAUGCACAGCAGUUCAACCCCGCCGAGAUUCAGUUCAGCAAACUGCAGCACUCAGUCCGAGAGGAGGUAUUCACAUAGCUAUUCCUGGUUUCUCGAAAAGCAAUACGCUGGCCUCUGCUGAGAUUUGCCAAUAGCAAAUCACCUAUCGUUGGUCUGAUGGAAGGCGAUUGGCGUAUCACAAUAUGCCAUGAUCUUGACCAUGUCCUUUAAGGCUCCUGCUUUUUUCGCUUUUUUUUCUUCGUCUGAAUUUGGCGUUGUGAGGGCUUGGGGGUUUUGAUUUCGUGCCUAUAAAGAAACUUCAUGAAAUAC